UCCACGUCUUGAAAUGCUACAAUUCUCCCAAACGCGUAACCCAAAAUGAGCCGACUUUUUCUUCUCGCGCUGUUAAUAUGCGCCGCUUCGGCCGCGUAUCAUCCAUGUAUCAUAAAGGAUAAGGAAAAAUCGGAUAUUCGGGUGAUCGAUAUAGACGAUUUCAGCACAGACGAUUCCAGUUCCGAGGAAUCGGAUAUUCUGACUUUACAUCUUCCGGAGAAAGGAAAAAGAGAAAAGGGUAGUGAAAAAGGAAAAGAUUUCUGCAAAACAGAUGAAGAUUGCGAUUCAAAUUCAAUCUGUUUAGCAAAUAUAAUCUGCGUAAAGGGAACACGACGAAAUUUAGAUUCUCUGGAAAGAAGCGCUAAUCAAUUGAAAUCUGGACGGUGCAAGGAUCAACAAUGUCCUCACGUCUCCGAACAUGACGAUAGUUAUGCCGAUAAAAUUUUUAUAGAGUAACCUCGCUCUCGGGAACAAUAAACGCAUUUGCAUCAAUCGAAUGAUUGAUUUCCCAUCAUCGCCCAUAUCCAGCGGAUAUCUGUUUGCUUAUCUGUAUUUCGUGUGCCAAUGAAAUUUCCCACACUGCACAUCCAUCCAUUGUCGACGCAUGAAUAUAACAUAAACCCCGAAAAUAUCGAGCAUUUAAUGGCAGCCCGACCGCGGACGCGAGCGUGUGUAGUAAAGCGGUUAAGUUACAUUUUACACGCGGAUUCGAAACGUCAACGCGGAGAGAUACGGUCGACGUGUAAAAGCCCGAUUUUCCUCUCGCUCUAAAAAACAAACA
Molecule: messenger RNA, 781 nt
Organism: Cataglyphis hispanica
Lineage: Eukaryota; Metazoa; Arthropoda; Insecta; Hymenoptera; Formicidae
Exons: 4
Coding region: 46-456 (136 amino acids)
Source: RefSeq, a predicted model, not a curated record